AUGAGCGAUUCUUCAGAAGACGAUCAACCCUUCAACCUUCGCGACUAUGACGAUGAAGAAUCUGACGAUGAGCGACCGCACAAAAGACGGAAGACAACAAAGAUUCUGCGGAGUCGUGGGCUCGGGUUCGUCAAAUCUACCACCGAAGAAGAAGCGCAGGACGAUGCACAAGACAGGGAAGACGAAGACGAAGAACAAGACGUUGACGAUGAAAGACCCUCUAUGGGCAUGGGCAUGGGCAUGGGAAUGGGCACCGGUAUGAGUGGAUUUCGAGGCUCGUUCAACAUAGGCGAAUACAACGACGAGGAAGCAGAGGCAGAAAGAGCCACUCCGCCGAUGGACAUGUCUCCCCAACGGCAAACAGAAAAGCCUCAGCGCAUGGGCCCUUCAGCGUUUGGAGUCGGCGGAAGGAUGAACAAAAACUCCUUUGCGGCCCGGAUGAUGGCCAAACAAGGCUAUGUCGAAGGUCAAGGUCUUGGAAAAUCGGGGCAGGGAAUAACAGCACCCAUCCAGGCCAAAGUGCUCCAAAAUCGGGCUGGCCUGGGUCAAGGAAGCGGGACAGCCGAGCCUCGUAGGAGACAAGAUGCAGGAAAGGAAAAGACGUCUUCCAAGGGCUCGACACCCGGCACAAGCACACCACGGAUCAAGGCGCCCCCAAAGGCCAAAUAUGCCGUCGCAGCAAUCGAAUCGAGGGGCCUCCACGUCCCGGAAGCCAUGAAGCAAAUUAUCGUCGAUGCAACUGGAGCCGAAACCAAGACUGUGACCUCGUUGUCAGGUUUCUCAACUCCAACCAGAGAAGCCUCGCCAUCACCAGCACUGGAAGCUGCAAAAGCCACUUCCCGCAUCAAGCUCCAACUGCAGGCUUUUGCCGACGCGUGGGACUCGACGAAGGACCAAGAAAGUCAUCUAGAGCAGGAAGAAAUCCAGCUCGGUGCCGCACUGGCAUUGCACGAAGAAGAGAUUCGACGCUACAACGACAUCAUCUCUGCGUUUGAGCGGGUCACCGUGGACGAUUCGAAUGAGUCCCGAGACUGGAAUGCCUCCAUCUCCCGCUUAGAAGAAAUCCAAGACCGCUCUUUCCUCUACAUCACAGAGCUCUCCCUUCCUGAACUCACCGCUUCCUGCCUCGAAACCCCCUUCCGGCGCGAGAUGGUCGAGUGGGAUCCUCUUUCUGAUCCUACUCACCUAGUCGACUCGUUGAAGUCGAUCGACCAGCUUCUCGAGCUUCAAAAGUCACGGUCAUCCCGCCACCGCAAACGAACGACAUACUUUGAGUCGUUGCUCCUGUUGCACUGGUACCCGCGCGUACGUACGGCGCUGUCGAAGGAAUGGGACGUCUACGAUCCCGAGCCGGCGUAUAAUUUGGUCGACGCCUGGACGCCACUACUCCCUCCUUUCCUCAUCUACAAGAUGCUGCAUGAAGUCGUCCUUCCGCGGUUAAUCGAGGCUGUGAAACGGUUCCCAAAGACGCUCGACUCAGCCGGCCUAUUGGGGACAACCGACCGAAGCAAGAAGAAGUCCAGCAGAGCUCCGGACAUGCACACCUGGCUUUUCGAUUGGUGGACCCUCAUCUCCUCCGAGACGCUCGACCUCGAACGGUUCCCCGAACUAAAAUCGCUCGUCAAGUCCAAAGUCGACGCCGAUUCCUGGGCACACUGGAAGCCCCUGCUCGGGUCGAGGAAACAGAAACUGCUCCCUUCAACCACACCCACACCGACCACGCAACGUCCUACCACGACGGCCGGCCUCAACGAGGCGAUGGAGGAGAUGACGUUCCGAUCGCUCGUCGAGGAAUGGUGCUCGGAGCAUAACCUCCUCCUGCAAACGUCGCAUAAAUCCGACGCGUUUGGUCGGCUGUUGUACAGGUUACAAGAUGCCGAGAGACAACGGAAUCGCGGGAUCCUCGUGUAUUUGCAGGACGACGUCGUGUUCGGGGCAGAGGAUGGAGAGCCCUACGCGUUGGACGAGCGGUUGAUCGCCAGGGCGAGGGGGGAAAAGUAG
Fonsecaea multimorphosa CBS 102226 is the source of this 2001-nucleotide messenger RNA. RefSeq lists its product as uncharacterized. Gene Ontology annotation, molecular function: nucleic acid binding. Gene Ontology annotation, biological process: spliceosomal complex disassembly. The coding region runs from base 1 to 2001 and encodes 666 amino acids. NCBI's taxonomy places the organism in Eukaryota, Fungi, Ascomycota, Eurotiomycetes, Chaetothyriales, Herpotrichiellaceae. The transcript has a single exon. Gene Ontology annotation, cellular component: U2-type post-mRNA release spliceosomal complex. The record is from RefSeq and is a predicted model, not a curated record.